Messenger RNA from Nematocida major, 396 nucleotides. RefSeq lists its product as uncharacterized. NCBI's taxonomy places the organism in Eukaryota, Fungi, Microsporidia. The transcript has a single exon. The coding region runs from base 1 to 396 and encodes 131 amino acids. The record is from RefSeq and is a predicted model, not a curated record.
AUGCAGGCUCAAAACACAGUCCGGAAAUGUUGGAAAUGGAAGGCGCUGCAGAGCGCCGGACUAAUAGUAGCCAUGGUAUGCGCCAUAGGCGUGUGUCUGCUUUUUUAUAGGAUAAAACUCAGAGAAAGCGCCGGGCCUAUAGAGCACCCGGUCUUAAAAGAGAUUUCGAGCCUUUUGGGCGCGGCCCAGAAGCAUGUUUCCUGCUUGCGCGAAGAGCAUGCGCAUAUUUCGGGCCUUUUGGAGGCCGCCCAGAUAAAGAUUUCGGUCUUCGACGCGUCCUUAAAAAAGGCUGCAAAGUCGAAGGCCAUGGAGAGUAUGCGCUUGAUGAAAAAUAUAAGACCACGCUACUAUUGCAGAUGGCCCAGCACUAGAGCUUUAAGAAUGUUUAGGAGAUGA